Molecule: messenger RNA, 702 nt
Organism: Rhododendron vialii
Lineage: Eukaryota; Viridiplantae; Streptophyta; Magnoliopsida; Ericales; Ericaceae
Product: phospholipase A1-II 1-like
Exons: 3
Coding region: 1-702 (233 amino acids)
Biological process (GO): lipid metabolic process
Molecular function (GO): glycerophospholipid phospholipase A1 activity
Source: RefSeq, a predicted model, not a curated record
AUGAGGCAAGGGUUACCUAGUCUAGCUAUUGAGAAAAUUUUGGGAGCCGAUUAUUUGGGUAAUGAUGAAAAUAUAAUAAGCAAAUUCAUGACUACGGAAGCUGAAGAUGGCGCGGGGCCAACGUUCAGGAUUCUCAAUAUCAAGAGACUUGUGGAACUAUACAAGAACGAAGAUAUCAGCAUAACUGUAGUUGGCCACAGCUUGGGAGCAGCGAUGGCAACCCUAAACGCAGUUGACAUAGUUGCCAGUGGACUGAACAUAUACAGAGGUCGACCAAACAAGGCCAUUCCAGUGUUCGAUGGACUAAACGAUCUUCGAGUCCUACGCAUUCGCAAUGCCCAUGACAUCGUCCCAGAUUAUCCUUUCAUAGGUUACCCGGAAGUAGGCGAAGAAUUGAAUAUUGACACGACGAAAUCCAAGUACUUGAAAGGUUUCUGGAAUCUGUUGAGUUGGCAUAAUUUGGAGGCGUACUUGCAUGGAGUCGCGGGAACCCAAGGGUCGAAAGGAGGGUUUAAGUUGGAAGCUGAUCGCGAUAUCGCACUUGUUAACAAGUCGAUGGAUGGGUUGAAAGACGAAUACGGUGUACCCGAAUCAUGGUGGUGCGUGCAGAACAAUGGGAUGGUUCAAGAAGCGAAUGGGUCUUGGAAGUUGAUGGACCAUGAGGUAGAUGGUGAUUUCAUAACAAUGCUACAGUGGAGUUAG